CACACCUUCAAGCGAUCUCCAUGCCUAACAUCUCCUCCCUCCCUCUCUCUCCCUGUAAAUUAAACGCAAUGUACAGAGCCACCGUGCUGUUAGUGUCACUCUGCCUCAACUGGCAAGUUGCGUUGUCAGUCACCGAUGGUUUAUUGCCCAAUGGAGACUUCGAGUAUGGGCCAAAGCCAUCGGAAAUGAAAGGAACGGUAGUGACAGCCAAGAAUGCAAUUCCUAACUGGGAAAUUUCCGGCUUCAUCGAGUACAUUAAAUCAGGGCAUAAACAAGGUGACAUGUUGCUGGUAGUGCCUGUUGGAGCCUACGCAGUCAGAUUAGGGAACGAAGCAUCAAUUAAGCAAAAAGUUAAGGUCACACAAGGCGAGUUCUACUCUCUAACCUUCAAUGUGGCUCGCACUUGUGCCCAAGAGGAGAAACUAAACUUGUCUGUUUCACCUAAUUCGGAGCCAAGAGAUUGGGGAAUCUUGCCAAUGCAAACAAUGUAUAGUAGCAAUGGAUGGGAUGCCUAUGCAUGGGCUUUCCAUGCUGACGGGCCUGAGGUUGAGAUCUCCAUCCACAACCCUGGUGUGGAGGAGGAUGCCGCCUGCGGCCCACUUGUUGAUUCCGUCGCGUUAAAGCUUUUGUCCAAUCCUAAGCGUGCCAGAGACAACUUGUUAAAGAAUGGGAAUUUUGAGGAGGGUCCUUACAUGUUUCCCAACACAGACUGGGGUGUCCUAAUCCCUCCCCACAUUGAAGAUGAUCAAUGUCCUCUACCUGGAUGGAUAGUUGACUCUCUCAAGGCAGUAAAGUACAUAGAUAGAGAGCACUUUACAGUCCCAGAGGGAAAAAGAGCUGUUGAACUUGUAGCAGGAAAAGAGAGUGCUAUCUCGCAAACUGUGAAGACCAUAAUCAAUAAGAUCUAUGUCCUCACAUUCUAUGUUGGUGACACCAGCAACUCAUGUGUGGGAUCAAUGGUUGUAGAGGUUUAUGCUGGCAAGGACAGAACUCAAGUUCCUUAUGAAUCUAAUGGCAAAGGAGGGUUCAAGCGUGCCAAGUUCGUGUUCAAGGCCGUGUCAAAUCACACAAGAAUUACAUUUCUUAGCUCAUUUUACACCAUGAAAAGUGACAACUCUGGUUCUCUAUGCGGCCCAGUAUUAGAUGAUGUGAAGCUGGUUAGUGUUCGAAAUCCAAGGCGUCAUCUGUGAUAAUGUGCUAAUUGCAUUGCUUGUGCAAACCACAUUCUUUCAUCUUGAUCAUCAUAUAUAUGUCUUUAUGUACCAUAGGUUUCUUGUAACGGAAUUGAAAUGAGUUUAAUUAUAAUAUUCCUCGAAGAAUGAUGUAUCUAUGGUUUUUUCUACUAUAAAAAAUUAUAGGAGCUUGUUCCUCGAAAAA
Messenger RNA from Populus nigra (black poplar), 1377 nucleotides. RefSeq names its product protein DUF642 L-GALACTONO-1,4-LACTONE-RESPONSIVE GENE 2-like. The transcript is spliced from 3 exons. The coding region runs from base 21 to 1190 and encodes 389 amino acids. The record is from RefSeq and is a predicted model, not a curated record. NCBI's taxonomy places the organism in Eukaryota, Viridiplantae, Streptophyta, Magnoliopsida, Malpighiales, Salicaceae.